UUUUACUAUAAAUACUAAAAGGAAAACACUGUUAAAAGUUAUGAAAGGUUAUUUUUAAUGAAACAACUUAAAAUAAAUUAUUGGCUUUUGCUUUUUAUAAGUACCAGCUUUGUGGUGGCGCAAGACGCUUCUGAUACUCCUAGAUUCGGUGCAUCAUGUGGUUACUUGGUCAAUAAAAUAUUUUGUUUUGGGGGUGCUGAAGACAUUUCGACAAGUAUCCCUUCAAAUACAAUGUUUAUGCUUGAUCUUACAACAUUUAUUGCAGAACAACCAGAAGGGUUAUCAAAUAAAUGGGUAAAGCUCAACACGGACACAAAAACACAAAACAUACAACCAAGAUACAAUCCACAAUCAGCGGGGCUCUCUGAUGGAAAAACACUAUUAAUAGUUGGUGGCGAUAUUUAUGGAAAUUCAUCAGGCGUUCCUCAAGCUCUAUCUUUUAACUGCGAAACUAUGACUUGGAGCACAUACCAAAAUUAUGAAGAUCCUCCUUUUGGAUAUAGACAAAUUUCGGAUGCAGCUUCAGUAUAUGUCCCUAAAUACGGGCUUAUGGUUCACGGGGGCAUAGAAACGGAAUACAAUAAUAGUUAUACAUGGUUAGGCAAAGACAUACCAAAAUAUAUAGACGACAGACUGGAAGCACGGCUUAUCGGUUAUACAGAUCUAGAAGUUGUAGACAUUAGAAACACAAGCAAUCCUUGGCUACCUUACGAACUAGAAAGCGGCAGACCAAGCACUUUUCCUUACCGCCAAGCAGCAAUUUUUGACGAUAGAUUUAACAAUAUUUAUUUUUUUGGCGGCUCAUACUACGAUCCUGGAUACAGUCGUAAAACAGCAUUUACGUUUGACAGGGUUAACAUGUUUAACUUUACAACAAAUAAUUGGGCGGAAAAACGUUUAAAUGGACAGCCACCAUCUCAACGAUUUGGGCAUACAGCUACAGUGGUGGGACCAAAUCAAAGACAUGUUCUCAUAUAUGGCGGACAAAAUGACGACUCAGAUAGGCCUCUACUAGAUUAUUGCUAUAUUUUGGAUCUUGACACUUAUAAAUGGACUCAGCAAUCGAUUCCGGUAACAAAAGGUGUAAUUUUGGCCAGAAGCAGACACUCAGCUGUCACCAUAACCAACAGCACAUUAUUUAUAGUAUUUGGCAUAGAAACCGAAUUUAAAUUAGCUGAAAAUAUACUCAUACUUAAUGUGACAAACCCUUUAAAUAUCACUUUAAUCAAUAAGCUAAAUGAUCCUUCUAAUAUCUUGCCAACAGAUACAGCAACAGAAACUAGCACAAAUACUAACACUGGUGAUACAGGAAGAGGUUUGACUACUAGCGCUAUUAUAGGCAUUGCUGUUGGAGUUUCAGUUGCGGGUAUAUCACUCAUUGCCUUUAUAAUUCUCUACAUAAUCAAAAAGAAAAAAAACAAGACAACAGAAAAAGAGGAGUCUUUAAUGGAGGUUGAUUGGGAAAAAAUCGAAAAUGAAUAUGCAAAUCCUCCUACAAAAUAUCCCGAAGGGCAUUUUAAAUACUUAUCUCAAGUACCAGAUGAUAUAUCUUCAAAUGAAAUUACACAAGUAUCUUCUUCGGGGCCAAUUUUAUCACAAGAUAAGCCGACAAUACAAAAUCCUGAUGCUAUUGACCACGAUAAAGUCAAUGAAGUGGACAUAGAUCAAUUGCAAAAGCCAAAUAAAUUAUGAGUUUAAAUUUCAAGAAAGUCAC
Mucor mucedo is the source of this 1714-nucleotide messenger RNA. RefSeq lists its product as uncharacterized. Lineage: Eukaryota; Fungi; Mucoromycota; Mucoromycetes; Mucorales; Mucoraceae. The transcript has 9 exons. The record is from RefSeq and is a predicted model, not a curated record. Gene Ontology annotation, molecular function: protein binding. The coding region runs from base 58 to 1692 and encodes 544 amino acids.